Messenger RNA from Pyrgilauda ruficollis (rufous-necked snowfinch), 945 nucleotides. Its product is annotated as translation initiation factor IF-2-like. The transcript is spliced from 3 exons. Bases 1 to 921 code for a protein of 306 amino acids. NCBI's taxonomy places the organism in Eukaryota, Metazoa, Chordata, Aves, Passeriformes, Passeridae. The record is from RefSeq and is a predicted model, not a curated record.
AUGGCGGGCGGGCGGCGGGCGGGGGCUGCGCGCCGGCGGCCCCGCGUGGCUUUGAUUGACAGCGCCGCUCUCCCCGACCAAUCGCGUUGGAGCGGCGGCCCGCUCCGCGCCGUGAUUGGCGGAGCGGCGCUGAGCGGCGCGCGGCCCCACGCGCGGAGGGGGAGCAGCGCGGCCCUCACGACACAUCAAAGGGGCCGCGCGGCCGCCGGGGGAGGCUGGGCGGCCUUGUCGCCGCCCGCCGGUGCGGGCGGCUCGUACCGAGCGCUUUCUCGGUGCGGAACGGAGGCGUUCCGGUGCCAAAGCGCCUGUGUUUGUUUUACAGCCCGAACCGGGCCGCCGGAGCGGGGUUACGGCAGCGCCGGGCCCGAGUCACGGCCGGGCCGGGGGGCGCGGGGCGGGGCGGGGCCUGCGCGGGGCGGGGCCCGAGGUGGGCGUGGCUCGCGGCCGCCCCUCCGUCAGACACAAGCUGCCAUUGUGACGUUACGCCAGCGCCGCCCAAUCAGCGCCCUCCGCUGGCGGCCCCACGUGGGCGCGGCGCCCUCUGAUUGGCUGUCGGCGGCGAGGCCGCCCGGGUUUUGUCCCCCGCCCGCCGCCCCGCUCCGCCCGGGCGCUGUGGCGGCACCGCGUGCUCGGGCGCCGCUGCCCCGCUCCGCGCCCGCUCCGCGAUGGCUCCCGGAGUUACGGCGAUCCCGGCUGGACGCAGCUGAACGGCCGCCCCCGGGCGGGGGACCCGCUCGCACCUCGCAUGUCCGCGGCGCCCGGGAAGUCGGAUGUUUCUCGGCCUCUCCGGGAGCGCUCCGAGGCCGGCGGGCAGCAGCGGCAGCUCCGCACGUCGCGAUCGCCGUAGCGAGGCUCGGCGCGGCUGCUUCCAGUGACCGCGCCCCAGCCCGGCCAUGUACCCCCAGGGCCGGCACCCGGUGAGUCCCGGUACCCCCCGCCGCACCC